CGGAGCAGAAGAGCGAAACAUGGCGACUUCGAACAAUCCGCGGAAAUUCAGCGAGAAAAUCGCUUUGCAUAACCAGAAGCAGGCGGAGGAGACGGCGGCGUUUGACGAAGUGAUGAAAGACCUCAGCAUCACGCGGGCAGCGAGGUUACAGUUGCAGAAAACUCAAUACUUGCAGCUGGGACCAAACCGUGGGCAGUACUAUGGAGGAUCUUUGCCAAACGUCAAUCAGCUUGGAAGCAGCAGUAUGGAUAUGUCUUUUCAGACUUCAGGGCUGGACACGAACAGAUCGACGCGACACCACGGGCUGGUGGACCGAGUCUACCGGGACCGGAGCCGCAUCACAUCACCCCACCAAAAACCCCUGGACAAACAUGGACGCCAGAUUGACAGUUGCCCAUAUGGUUCAGUAUAUCUGUCACCACCACCUGAUACCAGUUGGAGGAGGACAAACUCUGACUCAGCACUGCACCAGAGCACAUUAACUCCUGCCCAGCAGGCCUCUUUCACUGGAGGAUCACAGGAGCUCCAGCCAAAAAGAGUUCUCCUUCUCACUGUACCAGGGGCUGAAGCAAUUAAACAAGAGGAUGAUGAAGAUCAGAACUGGGAGUGCAAAAAGAACUUUUCAAGGUCCAAGCCCUGCAAAGUUCCAGGGAUUCACAUAUUCCCGUCUCCGGACCAGCAGUUGACACCUUUAUUAAAACCAGCAGCCCACAACACUGGCGGUUCUCUUCCCGACCUGACCAACAUCCAGUUUCCUCCUCCGCUGCCCACCCCGCUCGACACAGAUGAUGCGACCGCCUCGUUCAGCGCCUCCAACAGCACACAGAAUCUGGCCAGCACGCAAGGAGUGAACACCUCUCAGCCCACAGUAACCAUGGAAAUGCAGCCUGGGCAGGACAACAUGGUUCCUCUCAUCCUGAAUGCAGGAGACUCCCACCAGCACCAGAACCUGCAGCUCUCCCCGACAUCUCCACCUCUCACUCUCUCUCAGGCGGCCAUCAAUGCCAUGAACCUUGAGCAGCAGCUGUCCCAGUACGCCUUCUUCAACCAGCAGCCGUCAUCGCAGACCCACCAGAGCCAGCAACAGACAGGUCUGGUCCAGCUGCCGUCCUCCAUGAACUCCUGCUCCACGUCAGACAACCAGACAUCCUCACAAAACAACAUGACCAUGGACAUGAACACGCAUAACUCCAUACUGGGCAGCGUAUUUGCAGACUUCUACGACCAGCAGCUCCCGUCCAUUCAGGCCAGUGCUCUCUCACAACAGUUGGAGCAGUUCAACAUGAUUGAAACUCCCAUCAGCUCUGACAGCCUCUAUAACCAGACCUCCACCCUCAACUACUCCCAGGCGCUCAUGAUGGGUUUGACUGGUGGCCAUUGCAACCUUCAGGACUCGCAGCAGCUGGGCUACAGUAGCCAUGGCAACAUCCCCAACAUCAUUCUCACAGUGAGCGGAGAGUCUCCCCCCAGCCUGCCCAAAGACCUCACUGGCUCGCUCUCCACAGAUGUCAGCUUCGACGUUGACUCCCAGUUCCCACUGGAUGAUCUGAAAAUCGACCCGCUGACGCUCGACGGCCUGCACAUGCUCAAUGAUCCGGACAUGGUCCUUGCUGACCCCGCCACAGAGGAUGCGUUCCGCCUCGACCGGCUCUAACCACUGCA
Molecule: messenger RNA, 1662 nt
Organism: Epinephelus moara (kelp grouper)
Lineage: Eukaryota; Metazoa; Chordata; Actinopteri; Perciformes; Serranidae
Gene: crtc1a
Product: CREB regulated transcription coactivator 1a
Exons: 14
Coding region: 20-1654 (544 amino acids)
Biological process (GO): positive regulation of transcription by RNA polymerase II; protein homotetramerization
Cellular component (GO): cytoplasm; nucleus
Molecular function (GO): cAMP response element binding protein binding
Source: RefSeq, a predicted model, not a curated record